This is a messenger RNA of Cladophialophora immunda, 1968 nucleotides long. RefSeq lists its product as uncharacterized. Bases 1 to 1968 code for a protein of 655 amino acids. Gene Ontology annotation, biological process: transmembrane transport. NCBI's taxonomy places the organism in Eukaryota, Fungi, Ascomycota, Eurotiomycetes, Chaetothyriales, Herpotrichiellaceae. Gene Ontology annotation, cellular component: membrane. The record is from RefSeq and is a predicted model, not a curated record. Gene Ontology annotation, molecular function: myo-inositol:proton symporter activity. The transcript is spliced from 9 exons.
AUGGCCUCUCAAGAUCCUCAGAUCACGCACGAUGCCGCGAACAGUGGCGACGAUGAGAAGUACGUCGGUGAAAAGCAAGAGACUGCCUAUAUCGACUUGGAAAACAGCGCAACGGCAAAGAUCAAAAACCCCUUGGCUCACCUUUCCAACGAGGAAGUCAUUAAAGACGUCGAAGAGUUCUCCAGAGACAAUGACUUUGCAGACAUGACAGACCUACUAGUGAAGGGCGCUCUCGUUGCUAAAGAUCCUCCAGCUUUUGAGAGCGUGCCAGGCCUUACGGAGCAUGAGAAAGAAGCCAUCCGCAAUGAGGUCUUGCACAAGUGGCGUCAGCCAAAAUCGCUCUACUUCACAAUCAUUCUUUGCUCGAUUGGUGCAGCUGUACAGGGUUGGGAUCAGACUGGCUCCAAUGGCGCUAACCUCUCCUUCCCCGAUGCUCUGGGCAUCCCAGUCAGCGACAAACUGGCGAAUGGACAACCAAACCCGAAUGCUGCGCGCAAUCAAUGGUAUCAAGGCUUGAUCAAUGCCGGGCCGUACAUCGCCUCGGCAUUCCUCGGCUGUUGGUGUUCUGAUCCACUCAACAACUUUUUUGGUCGACGAGGCACCAUCUUUGUGUCUGCUGUCUUCUGCUUCUUGAGUCCAAUUGGGUCUGCCGUUGCGCAGACGUGGGAUCAACUUCUGGUCACUCGACUUCUGCUCGGUAUUGGUAUGGGUUGCAAAGGCUCAACCGUACCGAUCUUCAGCGCCGAAAAUGCACCCGCAUCAGUUCGAGGGGGCCUGGUCAUGAGUUGGCAGAUGUGGACCGCCUUCGGCAUUUUCUUAGGAACUUGCGCCAAUCUUGCCGUCAAGGACACUGGCUCCAUCUCCUGGCGCCUUCAGUUCGGUUCUGCUCUGCUCCCUGCCUUACCUCUUCUCAUCGGGGUUUACUUCUGUCCAGAAUCUCCUCGUUGGUACAUCAAGAAGGGCAAAUAUCGCAAUGCCUUCCAAUCACUCAAGCGUCUCAGGAACACCGAGCUCCAGGCCGCUCGUGAUUUGUACUACAUCUUUGCUCAACUCCGUAUGGAAGCCAGUUUGGUCAAGAAGCAGACCAACUAUGCCACUCGCUUCAUUCAGUUGUUCACGAUUCCACGAGUUCGCCGCGCUACUCUGGCAUCCUUCACUGUCAUGAUUGCGCAACAAAUGUGCGGAAUCAACAUCAUCGCCUUUUACAGCUCCACCGUGUUCUCGGAAGCUGGUGCAUCUGUUACGGACUCGCUUUUGGCUUCCUGGGGCUUUGGGUUGGUGAACUUUGUAUUCGCCUGGCCUGCCAUAUGGACUAUCGAUACAUUUGGUCGCCGAUCACUGCUGUUGUUCACCUUCCCUCAGAUGGCAUGGACCUUGCUAGCUGCAGGUCUCUGCUAUUUGAUUCCUUCGUCAAGUUCAGCGCAUCUGGGUCUGGUCGCCCUCUUCAUUUACUUGUUUGCGGCAUUUUACUCUCCCGGAGAAGGCCCUGUGCCGUUCACAUAUUCCGCUGAGGUCUUCCCUCUUUCACACCGUGAGGUCGGUAUGGCUUGGGCAGUGGCAACCUGCUUAUUUUGGGCUGCCGUACUUUCGAUCACUUUCCCACGGAUGCUAUCAGCCAUGAGUCCCACUGGUGCAUUUGGGUUCUAUGCAGGUCUCAAUAUCUGCGCGCUUGUCAUGAUCUUCCUCUUCUUGCCAGAAACCAAACAAAGGACCUUGGAGGAACUUGAUUAUAUCUUUGCUAUUCCGACCCGGACCUUCAUCAAACAUCAAGUUGGCACCGUUCUGCCGUGGUGGAUCAAGACAACCAUCUUUCGCCGCAAAAUCGGCCCUUGCCCUGCACUUUGGUCAUUCGAUGGCCACGUUGACAACGACAAAGAGUUUGUGGAAACUGUCCGCAGGCAAAGUGAGGCUGUUCAUGGCGGCCGCCGCCGCAGCAGCAUUGCGGACAGGAUUGCCAACCGAUUCUAA